AUGCAGAGCAUGAGUCGAGUCGCCCAGAGCAGAGCUCUUCUAGUCAGCUUCAGCCUGCUGCUUAUAGCAAAUGGAGUGAGCGGUCUAGUAGGCUCUGGGUUGAGCAACUAUUCGUUUCCAGCCAGUUUCAUGUUUGGAGUUGCAACGGCUGCAUUUCAAAUAGAAGGAGGGUGGAAUGAUGGAGGCAAAGGUGAAAGUAUGUGGGACACAUACAUACACAAGCAUCCCGAGUUUACGCUGGACAAGUCAAACGGCGAUGUAGCUGCGGACUCGUACCACAAAUAUAAGAAGGAUAUCAUUAUGGUGGAAUCCCUUGGCGUGGAGUACUAUCGGCUGUCCAUUUCAUGGCCACGGAUAUUACCAAAGGGAACGGACAAUUACAUAAAUAAGGAAGGCGUUAAAUACUAUCGGAAGAUUUUUGAAGGGCUCGUAAAAGCCAAUAUAACUCCUGUGGUAACUCUGUUCCACUGGGACCUGCCCACAUCUCUCAUGGACUUAGGAGGCUGGAGCAACCCCAGAAUGGUUGAUUACUUCGAGGAUUACGCACGAGUAGCUUUCACUUUAUUCGGAGAUAUUGUCAAAAUUUGGACCACAAUGAACGAACCACAUAUUCAUUGCUAUCAGGGCUACGGUAAAGACGUAUUCGUGCCAGCAAUAAAGAUUCAUGGAAUCGCGGAAUAUUUAUGUUCCCACUACAUGCUGUUGGGACACGCUCGAGCUUAUCACCUGUAUGAUAAAAAAUUCAGACCACACCAAAAAGGAAGAAUCGGAAUAACUUUAGAUGCUUUUUACGCGGAGCCUAAAGAUGAAAAUAAUCCAGAUGAUCUUGCUGCCGCUGAACGUUAUCUGCAAAUGCGGGUAGGUUUGUACGCGCAUCCGAUUUAUUCAGAAAAGGGUAACUAUCCGGAUUCAGUCCGUGAAAGGAUCGAUAAUAUGAGCAUAAGCCAAGGAUACGCACGGUCACGACUACCGGUUUUUACUCCGCAGGAGGUGGAAAUGGUAAAAGGAACUUCAGAUUUCUUCGGGCUGAAUCAUUACACAUCUUUUCUGAUGUCUUCCUCGUCGAUGGAGAAGGGUUGGGCUGUGCCCUCAAUAGAUCAUGAUACGGGUGUGAAGAUGGAACAACAUCCGAGCUGGCCAAUACCUGGGGCUGAUUGGUUGGCGGUUCACCCGCCAGGAUUCCGAAAAGUUCUUAAUUGGAUAACGAAGAACUAUGGUACGAAAAUUCCCAUAGUUGUUACGGAGAAUGGAAUGUCAGAUUUUGGUGGACUCAAUGACUACGAGCGAGUUUCGUAUUAUAACAGAUAUUUGGAGCAACUGCUUUUAGCAAUGCACGAAGACGGGUGUAACAUUGCUGGUUAUUUUGCGUGGACCUUAAUGGACGACUUUGAAUGGAGUGAUGGUUACAGAGUGAAAUUCGGCCUGUUCCACGUCGAUUUCAAAAGUCCAGAGAAGACGCGGACACCCAAACUCUCUGCGAUUAACUUCCGUGAAAUAGUCCGAACAAGAAGGAUUAACUUUAAUUACAUAAAAAUACCUUCAUAUAAAUAUCAUCAGUUAUUAUAACAUCGGAUAAUGUUUAGUAUAUUUAUAAAAGUGAUAAUAAUUGUUGAUAAUUUAUAUUGUGAUAAUAAUAAUAAUUGUAAAUAUGUUUGUUAAUACACUCGUUAUGUUUGA
Molecule: messenger RNA, 1677 nt
Organism: Colias croceus (clouded yellow)
Lineage: Eukaryota; Metazoa; Arthropoda; Insecta; Lepidoptera; Pieridae
Product: myrosinase 1-like
Exons: 10
Coding region: 1-1566 (521 amino acids)
Biological process (GO): carbohydrate metabolic process
Molecular function (GO): beta-glucosidase activity
Source: RefSeq, a predicted model, not a curated record